Lynx canadensis (Canada lynx) is the source of this 1566-nucleotide messenger RNA. It is a transcript of the gene SHOX2, whose product is annotated as short stature homeobox 2. The record is from RefSeq and is a predicted model, not a curated record. The transcript has 5 exons. Gene Ontology annotation, cellular component: nucleus. Bases 31 to 1029 code for a protein of 332 amino acids. Gene Ontology annotation, molecular function: sequence-specific double-stranded DNA binding; DNA-binding transcription factor activity, RNA polymerase II-specific. Gene Ontology annotation, biological process: regulation of transcription by RNA polymerase II. NCBI's taxonomy places the organism in Eukaryota, Metazoa, Chordata, Mammalia, Carnivora, Felidae.
UGAGCGCGGAGCUGACCGGCAUCGGCGGCGAUGGAAGAACUUACGGCGUUCGUCUCUAAGUCUUUUGACCAGAAAGUGAAGGAGAAGAAGGAGGCGAUCACGUACCGGGAGGUGCUGGAGAGCGGGCCGCUGCGCGGGACCAAGGAGCCGACGGGCUGCACCGAUCCCGGCCGCGACGACCGCAGCAGCCCGGCAGUCCGGGCGGCCGGCGGAGGCGGCGGCGGAGGAGGAGGCGGAGGCGGAGGCGGAGGAGGCGGAGGAGGUGCAGGAGGAGGAGGAGCAGGCGGAGGAGCUGGAGGAGGGCGCUCUCCCGUCCGGGAGCUGGACAUGGGCGCCGCUGAGAGAAGCAGGGAGCCGGGCAGCCCGCGGCUCACCGAGGUGUCCCCAGAGCUGAAGGAUCGCAAAGAGGAUGCGAAAGGGAUGGAGGACGAAGGCCAGACCAAAAUCAAGCAGAGGCGAAGUCGGACCAAUUUUACUCUGGAACAACUCAACGAACUGGAGAGGCUUUUUGAUGAGACCCACUACCCGGACGCUUUCAUGCGCGAGGAACUGAGCCAACGGCUGGGGCUGUCCGAAGCCCGAGUGCAGGUUUGGUUUCAGAAUCGAAGAGCUAAAUGCAGAAAACAAGAAAAUCAACUCCAUAAAGGUGUUCUCAUAGGGGCUGCCAGCCAGUUUGAAGCUUGUAGAGUUGCACCUUAUGUCAACGUAGGUGCUUUAAGGAUGCCAUUUCAGCAGGAUAGUCAUUGCAACGUGACGCCCUUGUCCUUUCAGGUUCAGGCGCAGCUGCAGCUGGACAGCGCCGUGGCGCACGCGCACCACCACCUGCACCCGCACCUGGCCGCGCACGCGCCCUACAUGAUGUUCCCGGCGCCGCCCUUCGGACUGCCGCUGGCCACGCUGGCCGCUGACUCAGCCUCCGCCGCCUCCGUGGUGGCUGCCGCCGCCGCCGCCAAGACCACCAGCAAGAACUCCAGCAUCGCCGAUCUCAGACUGAAAGCCAAAAAGCAUGCUGCCGCCCUGGGUCUGUGACGCCAACGCCAGCGCCAACGUCGCGCCUUCAGCGCGGCGUGCACCCUGCACACCCUCCGCGCCUCGCUGCUUUACCGUUUAUCCCCCACGGAUCUCCGGAACCUACCCUCUUCCCGCCCCGCUGAUCGCCCUUUGCCCCCCUCCACAACCUGGACUUGGAGGGCGAGACUCCGCGCGGGACCCUCGAUCCCACUAGGCGCAGCAGCUCCGUUGCUCCUGACCAUUCACUUACCCAAGGGCAUAGAAUUCGGCUUCGUAGGGGCAAGUUUUCGGGAAGUCUGGAGAGAGACUGAACAAGGGAACGCUAGGACAGCGGAGUGUGGCUCAAGGCAAAGCUGCAACGAUGGAUUCUUGAGUAGAAAUAAAAAUCCUGUUAAUAAAAAGAGCAAAAAAAAAAAAAAAAAAAAAAAGUAGAAAAGACAAACCAGAGAGAAAAAAAGAAAAGGGGAACUUAUUGCUAUUUGGCAGAAGCUGAAAUUGGAGAAAGAAUCAAGGAACAAAAACAAAUUUUAAAAAUUAAAGUAUUUUAUACAUUUA